UGCUGGCAUGACAUUCGGCAAGUCGGCCCCGUUUUAUGACAACAAUACGACCGCUCGCCACCGGGAAGGAAUUCCUGGGAAUUUCCUAGAUUUGCUUGAAAAAUGUUGAGUGUCUUGCUAAGGAACGUGAUCAGCAGACCUUCGCUGACGCUCAAGUCUGCGCUGAGUGCAAAAUACUCGAGAUCCUAUGGCACCGUGAAGAGAUUCUACAGAAACACCAGCAUCUCCUCCAGCGAUGGCAAGUUCGAGGUGACACUGGACCAGAGGAAGCUGAAAACGCCCAGCGGGAAGGUGUUCCAGGUGGAGAGCGAGCCCCUGGCUAUAGCGGUGGCUGCAGAGUGGGAUUCGCAGAGGGAGACAAUCGACAGGUCGAACAUGCAUCUCACGUCGCUCUGCAACACCGUCCUGGACAAUCCCAACAGGCUGACGAAGCUGGACAUGGUGAACUACAUUGUGAACUACCUGCCCACGGACACGGUGCUCUUCCAGUCCGGCGAGGAGGACGAUUUGGCGGUCACGCAGGCGAAGGAAUGGGAUCCGGUGAUUGCGUGGUUCAACGAGCGAUUCGAGGCGGAUCUGCUGAAGAGCAGAGACAUAAACACGCCCACAGUCUCGGCGCAGACGAGGAUGAGCGUGAGCAAGUACUUGAUGUCGCACAGCGAGGCUGCUCUGCACGGCAUCACUUUCGCCGUGGACAGCCUAAAGUCGGUGCUCCUCGCGUUCGCCGUGAUGGACAGAUUCCUGACCACAGAGCGAGCCGUGCUGCUGUCGCGCCUCGAGGAGGAGUUCCAGCUGGGCUUCUGGGGCAGAGUUGAGUGGGCGCACGACUCGAGUCAGCAGGAAUUGCAAGCCAGAGUGGCUGCAGCUGUGCUCUUCGUCUUCUUCCACUCCUCAGGGAGUCUGGUGAAGCAGAAACUCACAGUGUAG
Molecule: messenger RNA, 927 nt
Organism: Phlebotomus argentipes
Lineage: Eukaryota; Metazoa; Arthropoda; Insecta; Diptera; Psychodidae
Product: ATP synthase mitochondrial F1 complex assembly factor 2
Exons: 2
Coding region: 103-927 (274 amino acids)
Biological process (GO): mitochondrial proton-transporting ATP synthase complex assembly
Cellular component (GO): mitochondrion
Source: RefSeq, a predicted model, not a curated record